Molecule: messenger RNA, 839 nt
Organism: Emericellopsis atlantica
Lineage: Eukaryota; Fungi; Ascomycota; Sordariomycetes; Hypocreales; Bionectriaceae
Exons: 1
Coding region: 105-668 (187 amino acids)
Source: RefSeq, a predicted model, not a curated record
CUGCCUUACCUUACAUUAGCAUGUACAGCAAAUGAAUUCCUAAACCUGACGUUAGUAAGCAAGCAUUUGGUGUGUGCAUACACACUUAUAUUGCAGUAUGCAUUAUGCCUUUUAACGCGACGUCCACUAAUUUCCGUCUGCAUUAUCACCAAGUAUCAACAACCCGUUAUCGAAUCCCCUCCUCACUAUCGGCUCUCCACAAAGUAUCAUCAUCAAUCUCAGCAUCGCUCAUCGUUGGCGCUUCUUCAGAGUCGGCUCGUUGCGUGCGUCGCGAGCAGUCAAUGCGUCGCGUUGCUUCUUUGGCCCUGUUGGCUAUCAUCACUCCCGCCCUCUGCGAACAUGUCCUCGCCUCAUACAUCUAUCACACCCCUUGCGAAAGCGUCCCGGAGCUCAUUGGUACACCUGCAUUGACGUUCGCUGGCAGGAUGGACUGUAGAGACUCGGCUGAGUUCUACAGAGACCGAUACAUGACACCACGCUCACCAUACUACAUCCAGGCUCUCGACAAGUCGCCGCCGAUGCUGUCGUUUGGGGCGCCCGACGAUGAAAUUAUGGCAGGCUCAUUGAGUAUAUUCAAGAACGCGUUGUUGGCCAAGCUCAAUAACGCCAAGUGGACCGACAAUAAUACAUUGAAUCAAAGCUUCCCUGUCAUCGAUACUCAGUUGUAGAGCAAUGAAACGCGCGCAAACGUCUCUGGAGACACCGGCUGGCUACAAGCUGGGGAGCAGUGUCACGCUGCAUAUCACACAUCAAACAAGCCGGAGCAGAGAGCACGGGACACGUGGCUGGAGGAAUUGACGUGGAAUCAGGUCAUGCAAGAAAAGCUUUCCUACACAAUG